This is a messenger RNA of Amorphotheca resinae ATCC 22711, 2205 nucleotides long. RefSeq lists its product as hypothetical. The record is from RefSeq and is a predicted model, not a curated record. Lineage: Eukaryota; Fungi; Ascomycota; Leotiomycetes; Helotiales; Amorphothecaceae. The transcript has 2 exons. The coding region runs from base 142 to 2022 and encodes 626 amino acids.
CGAUACAACUGAAUUGCUUUAGAAAUAUAUCAAUCUAUCGAUAGCGCGGCAGGUCAAAUCCGGCUCGUCACUCUUUUGCCCUCUCCAGCCUUCGACGCCGAUGUUCAAAUACGUCUCGAUACAGGAAUCCUAUCCGACGAUAUGAUCCCUGAAUAUGAAGCAUUAUCCUAUGUUUGGGGCCCACCAGAACACCCGAAGCACAUCUACAUCGACGGUUCAACCAUUGCCGUGACUCGGGCUCUGGCAGAAGCCUUGCCAUAUCUACGAUAUAAGGAGCAACCGAGAACACUAUGGAUCGAUGCUAUUUGUGUCAACCAGGAAGAUUUGGAGGAAAGAGGUAGACAGGUCGAGAAAAUGGCAGCACUCUAUACAUGUGCAAAACGGGUAAUUGUCUGGCUUGGACCAGAAUCCACAGACAGUGAUCUCGGGCUCCAAACUAUGGAAUCACUAAGUAUGAAGAUCUCAUUUGAUAUUGAAAAAGACCUUGCUUACCCACCUAUCCAAACUGGGGUUCCCUGGACAGUACAAGAUCCUAUUAUUCCCUACGACGAGCAAGCAAUCAAAGCAGUCAUAUCACUUUUGAAGCGCCCAUGGUUUGAGCGGCUCUGGAUCGUGCAAGAAAUCCGGCUAGCCAACAACAAGGCUAUAAUCCAAGCAGGCCAUAAAUCUAUUCUCUGGGCAAAUUUCAUCUCUUCGUCCUACUACCUGCGCUCAAAAUUUCAAGGCGACAAGGGCGACGGCAUCCUAUCUUCAGAAUUCCUAAAACACUAUCUGCACGUACAGCCGCUCGGUCUUGGCAAGCCGCAAGUCUUCGAAGACCUGCAACGCCUCACCUGGGACAUCAGGAACACAAAAUGCACAGAUCCGCGAGAUCGCGUGUAUGGCAUUCUCAGCAUGGUGCAUAAGUCCAGCGCAGUUGAGCUGCGGCCUGACUAUACGAAGUCGGUAGGGGAGGUGUAUCAGGAAGUUGUGCUACACAUCCUCGAGCGCUCUAAGAACCUGCGCAUUCUCGCACGCUGCGAGAUGGCUGAGGAUGAGGAGAAGCUCAGUAGGAUCCCUAGCUGGGCACCCAAUUUUGCGGUCCCGUCUCGUUAUCAGUUGGCGUUAAGGGAUAUGAGCGCGGCGGGGGACUCGCUGGCUCAUGCGCGAUAUCUGGGCGAUGGAGUACUGGGCGUAACAGGCGUGCGUGUUACGACUGUCGCGAGCAUUUACUCCCUAACCAGUGCCUCCGAUUCUGAAACCUCGGCGAUUAAACUCAUCCAACAUCUCGUCGCUGCUAGUUUUGAAGCCGCUACAAAGAACCCGGCUUCUGAAAGAGAUGAAAAAAGUAUCCUCCGUGCCUGCUGCCGCACUUUCAACCGCAACCUCUUCCUUGACUACUGGCUCCCGCCCAAGGGCCGCUAUCCCACCUUUCCGGAAGGGCAGAAGGCCCUGGAUAAUAUCCUGAAUUGGCGAGAAGGUGAGAGCUUUCAGGGAUUGGAUCAGAGUACGCAGCGAUAUAUCCGGUAUUUCCAGCCCCUGACUGCAGGCCGCGCUUUCUUCAUUACAGAUGAUGGAAACGUUGGGCUCGCACCGGUGUCUGUGAGAAUCGGUGAUAUAAUUGUCGUGCUAAUAGGAGUCGAUUCCCCAAUGGUCUUUCGAGAUGCUGGAAACGGGGUGUUAAGGGUUGUGGGUGAGGCGUAUUUGGAUGGGUUCACGACGGGCGAGGCGCUGUUGGGAAAUCUUGAGGAUGGAUGGGUGAGGAUGUCGAGAUUCGAUGAGGAGACUAUGGCAUACUGGGUGGCCUUUUUGAAUAUUGUGACUGGAGAGAUUCAAAUUGAGGACCCAAGAUUGGGGACGCUGCCAGACGGGUGGAAAAUACAGGGGCAUAAGGAGGAGAGGCUGUGGAAUUGGUUUGUAAGGGAAGAUGAUCAGGAGAUUGAAAAACAGUCGGAAUUUGAGAGAUGGGGGAGUGAUCCGAGGUUGGCGCCGGAAUUCUUGAGGAAGAGAGGAGCGCCGCUUGAGGAAUUCAUGCUUAUCUAGGAGGAAACUAAAGUACGGUGAGCUUUUGAUAUCUGUUCUGAAAUUUGCUUUGUAUACAUAAUGUGCCUCUAUUCAUUUCAUUAUGAGCAGAUUCUCAUUUCAUGAUUUCACAUGACUCUAGUUGUCUAAUAGUAAACUCAAACCUCGAUUCGCCUGGAAGGUAGUCUCUAAGUUCCUAUGCAC